AUGUCUGACCAGUGCGGUCACCUGGGUCUCACGCUGACGCUGCUGCUGCUGCCUCUGACCACCGCCAAAGCCUCCCCUCUGACCGGUACCAUCCCGGCCGCCACCACUGCCGCCGCCCCCACUCCCACCGCCGCCACUACUGCCGCCGCCACCACUCCCACUGCCACCUCCACCGUCGCCACCUACGCCUCCACCCCCACCACCACUCCCUCCGGCACCACCGCCACCUCCACCGCCUCCACCACCCCCACGACCACCUCCACCGCUGCCACCCCCACCGCCCCUGUCUCCCCCUGCCCCUGCCACAGCGGCGCCUCCAACUAG
Molecule: messenger RNA, 324 nt
Organism: Closterium sp. Naga37s-1
Lineage: Eukaryota; Viridiplantae; Streptophyta; Zygnematophyceae; Desmidiales; Closteriaceae
Source: the annotation of a GenBank genome assembly